This is a messenger RNA of Akanthomyces muscarius, 1506 nucleotides long. RefSeq lists its product as uncharacterized. Gene Ontology annotation, biological process: GPI anchor biosynthetic process; protein localization to plasma membrane. The transcript is spliced from 2 exons. NCBI's taxonomy places the organism in Eukaryota, Fungi, Ascomycota, Sordariomycetes, Hypocreales, Cordycipitaceae. The record is from RefSeq and is a predicted model, not a curated record. Gene Ontology annotation, molecular function: glucosaminyl-phosphatidylinositol O-acyltransferase activity. Gene Ontology annotation, cellular component: membrane; endoplasmic reticulum. The coding region runs from base 1 to 1506 and encodes 501 amino acids.
AUGUCUAAUCCCACGACCUCCUACAAACAGCGAAAGGAGGACUUUGUGUCGAACCUAUCCGGCGGACCCGUAUCCGAGAUCAACAAUGUCACAGCCGUCGCGUUGGUCGCCGUGUUGCUCUGGUCUGCCCUGCAGGCUCGCCACUCCUUCUUUCAGCCCGUGAGCGCGCUCGGCCACCUCGUCGACUACGGCCUCAACGUUUGCGCCAUCCUACUCGCCACCACGCUCUACUCGAAGUCACCCCUCCUUCUUUGUAUCUUCCUCGCGACGCCAGUGGUCCUCGUGUACAUGCUCCCGCCCUCGGCGCCCAGCAAGAAGAAACUUGCCGUGCCCCCGCCGACAAUCGAUGCGACCAAGUCCAACGAGCGAAGCCGAGACCUGGCUCUUGACCUGGUGCCCGUCAAGCCCUUCCUGACGACAUACCGCGGGUCCAUGCAGAUAAUCACCUACAUUGCCAUCCUUGCUGUCGAUUUUCGCAUGUUCCCGCGGCGCUUCGCCAAGGUCGAGACCUGGGGCACGUCGCUCAUGGAUCUGGGUGUCGGCUCGUACGUCUUCACCGCUGGCGUCGUCGCCGCGCGCCCGGUGCUUAAGGAAAAGGCAAGCGGGCGAUCGCAGUCGCCGUUUAUGCGGCUGCUCCAGUCGCUUCGUCACUCCAUUCCCUUGUUGACGCUCGGUCUCAUUCGCUUCCUUAGCGUCAAGGGCCUCGAAUAUGCCGAACACACGACUGAAUAUGGCGUGCACUGGAACUUUUUCUUUACGCUUGGCUUUCUACCGCCGUUUGUGGCUCUGUUCCAAGAAAUUCUGCGCUUCAUCCCGUCGUACGCGGCGCUGUCCAUGUUUGUGUCGGGCUUAUACGAGUUUGCUCUCAACAAGACUGAUCUCAAAGCAUACAUCUUGACGGCACCCCGUGUCGAUCUUAUUUCAAUGAAUCGUGAAGGCAUAUUCAGCUUUCUGGGAUACUUGGCCAUCUUUCUCGCUGGUCAGGACCUGGGCAUGUUUGUGCUUCCGCGCAAGGUGAACCCGCGGAGCGACGCUCAGGCCGGCGUGCAGCGUAACACGUUGCUAAUGACCAUGGCCGUAUGGGCGGGCAUCUGGGUGCUACUGUACAACUGGUCUACGAGCUAUUCGUAUGGACUGGGACUGACUGUGUCGAGACGCAUGGCGAACUUGCCAUACGUGCUCUGGGUCGCAGCAUUCAACUCGGUGUUUGUGCUCGGAUACUGCAUUGUUGACACCAUGUUUUUCCCCGCGUUUUACAACGCCACUGACAAGAAGUCGGAAAAGGAAGCCUACGAGUUUGCCACGAGCAAGCUCAUGCGAGCUUUCAACCGCAACGGCCUCGGCCUGUUCCUUGUCGCCAACCUCCUGACUGGACUUGUGAACAUGACAGUUCCCACGCUGGACGUGUCUCCGGUGGUGGCAAUGGUUAUUAUGCUGGCUUACACUGGUGUACUAAGUAUAAUGGCAAUUGUGCUUGACAACUACAACAUAUCCAUCAAGCUAUAG